CAGGUGAUAGAACUAUUUUCUGGCAAAGUCUAGUUGCCUUUUUCUGACAUGUCCGGUCUGGUCACAAGUGGAGAAAAGAUAUCAGGCUGUACCUGAUCCAGUGCUGUGCUUAGAGUGGAAAGGAUAUACGUCUUUAACUUGCUUCAUGUGUAUGUAGUACAGGUCCAGGGCUGAUGUAAGAAUGCACGGCAGUGAGACCAAGCAGUAGGAGGAUUUGGAGCUUGUGAAGUAUCGAUCGGUGAGGGGUGGGAAUGAGCAGAGAAGCAUUUCAAUUUGGCAUCCAUACAUGAUUCUGAUGCUGUCAGAGUGAAUUAGCAACACUUUCUUUUCCCUAUAACCCAUCCCAGGCUUUUGUCAUUGAAGCCUCCCUUUUGUUCAUAUCUCUCUGUUGAAAGACAAAGUGGAAAAAAACAAAAAAACAAAAAAACCAAAACAAACAAAAAGAAAACCAAAUAAACCAACACCCAGAUCUUGUGCUCCUAAAAAGUCUGGUUAUGUUAUGUUAGUAUCCUCUGAAUGGAGACUCAGUAAUACUGAGCCACUGCUGCUAAAGACCAUUACAACAUAAAUAUAGGGGAUUCAAGCUACAGUUAUCAUUUUGUACAGUCACUUAGUCCACUAAUGCAGAGAAACAGGGCAACAGUUUAAGAAGGCAAGAGGACUGUCAGAAAUUAUUAAAUCUACAGGGAUGAUUUGUUUUGGUAGCCUCUCCUGACCCAAGUACACACUUUGGCAGCAGACUUAAUGCCUCUGGUAAUUAGAGCAAGAUGUGAUGGGUCAUCAUUAGCAACUGCAAAUUAAGUGGUGUAUUUCAUCUGGAAGGCAGCAUCAUCUUCAAUGGGGCUUAUUUGUUGCCACUGCAGAUCAUCUGUGAGUCACAAGCAGUACACUGGGCUAACUCAUUUCUGUGAUUUAGUAGAGGCUUUCUAAUGCAUGCUUACUGUUCCAUAUGAGAAGCUGUUCCAGAUAGCUUCAAAACAGAAAAUGCCACAAUAUUAGACUUUCUAGUACAGCUAAUACUAUUGUUCUUAUUGACAUGAUGUUCGUGAGUUUUUGUUGUUGUGCACUUCAUGGUUCAAAUGAUUUUUGACUGCAUGUUUGAAAUAUAUUUGUCAUCUCUAUAGAACUAAAGAGGAAGGAAGGAAAGCCAGACAAGCAUAAAAAUCAUCCGUAAUUGUCAGCUUCAGAAGAUACAAGAACCAAUCUAAUACCACUCAAGGUAUAUAUUCACCGAAUACUAUUGUGUGGGCUUCCCAGAACCACAAUCAUACCCAGUUCUGGAUGUUGCCAAAGGCCCAAACAGAGAUGAUCUAUCAUAGGAUCAAUAUAGUUGGAGAUCUUAGGAAAUCCUUAAAUACUCUUAGAAGCCUAUCAAUAAGCAAAUGAAGGGUACAGGUACAAAAGAGGUACAGAGGAAACUGGCCACAGUGAAUGCUUUUAGAAGGUCCUACAUGGGCACUGAAAUAAAACAAAGGGGGAGUGUGUACUACAGCUGAAUAAUUUCAAAAUAAUUUACAUAGAUCAGCAGGGAACUAUGAUUGAAGAUAUUGAAGCCUGGAUUGGAAAUGCAUGUGAACAGCUGGAUAAAUCAAUGGAUGCUCAUCAAGCAGAAACUAGGGGAUUGUCAGUGGUCAGCUAGCCACGUAUAAGUGAAGACCUCCUGAGGGUCAUCCUUAUGCCAUAUUCUUCUCUAUAGGGAGAGGGAGCUGGGGACGUCUAGACCCUCUUGGAAAAGUGCUUGCAAUGGAAAACAAUGAUAAACUUGAAGUGUUUUACUGUAUACAAGAAAAAAUGGCCAAACCCAUGCUUUUUGUGUGCCAGCACCUGUGACUCCAGACAGCUGUCACAAGGAGAGACCCUGUGCAAGAAAAUGAGACUGGCUCCUUGCUUCCUAAUACACAUCUGAUGUUCUGGAUAUUGAAGUAAUUUAUGGUACUGAGGUUGUUAAGGAAGUUAUCUUUGUGCAUACAACUCCUGAGGGGGCAUGAGGGAGUUAAUGUAUUAGUGACAUAUUUAUAGCCAAAUCUGACCAUUUGUAAAGCUCAUUUUUCUCCUUUGCACACUGUUUCAACUAAUUCCAUCUAACCCAGCCCUACAAGCCCUUUGUAGCCUACUUGUUUUGGAUCCUGUCUUUUGUCUGACCUUCCUAGCAGAGCUCUCACACCACUGGCCCCUCAGGUGAAAGACAUCCAGUAAGUCUUGAAGCUAGAAAUGAUGAGGUAGGAUUCCUGAAAACAGAGGGCUCCAUCUUUUCCAGUGUCCAGCUCUCAUGGAGGCAGGUUCGGGAGCCCUGGGCAACCUGGCCUAGUACCAGAUCUGGAGGCUGGUGCCCCUGCCCUGUGACAAGGGUGUUGGAACUUGUUAAUCUUUGGGAUCUUUUCCAAUCCAAGCCAUUCUGUGAUUCUAUAUGUCCUUUUUAAUAUUCCCUAAGUCUCUUGGCAAAAAAAAAGAAAGGCAGGUUUGGUGUCAGGGAGGCACGGAGAGAAGUUUUUGAUUUGUAGAUUCUGGGAGAUUGGAUGUCCUCAGGUAUAGGUUCUCCAUUAACGUACUUAGCAUUCAGCUCUUAAUAAGAAAAUGGUGAUCACAAAAGAUACACAGCAACGAAAGAGCCUGCUCUGAGAUUCAGAGAUAGCACCCAGUGCCUACGGAUGUGCUGCUAUUUGCCAGCUGCUGUGGUGGUAAUGUCAGUCAAGGGAUGUCAAAGUUCAAUUUGCAGGGGAAAUAAAGAUUUUACUGGAAAGUAGAGUGUGCCUUCCUUAAUAAGGAAGCAGCAUUGGAUCUCAUCCAUGUACUCCAUCAUUCCUUUCCAUGUGCUGAUGUAACCCUUUUUUAUAAAAGCCAGCAACCCUCACUGGAUCAAUAAGUCCUGAUCAAUUGUUUUUCUCGCUGAAUUAUCCAUGCAGGGUUGUUAGCUGAGCUGCUGGCAGAAAGUGGGAGAGAGCAUUCUGCCUGUUUACUGUAAAGAAAGCAAAGCAAGCAACCAGGAGGGGACGGGCAGCAGGAUAUUUACUGUCAAUACAGCUGGAGAGAGAGAGGAGAUAUAAGGAGAGAGGAACCGAGGCUGAAGCCUGCAACCCAAAUGAAUGAUCAGAGUGUAAAAAUACCCACACCGUUUCCGAUGGAAAAUGGGUGGAUUGAAGUCAACAAAGGAUAACUGGCAGUGUUUGACAAAUGGUUUAGUGAAGGGUUAGAGAGGCAAGGAAGUACUUGUGGUGCACAGAAUGAUAACGCUGUGCAUGAACCUACUGGGUCUGCAGUGCAACCUGAAAGGAUCUGCUGAGACAAAGCAGUAACUGAGAUAUUUAUGCAGGCGAACAAGUGAAGAGUGAAUUCACACUUUAGAGAACAGUGACGACCAUCUUGCCAUGAAACCAUUCACAGAUGAAGAUGUAGAAAUCUACAUCCAGAGCAAGGUGGAGCCACGCCAUUAUCUGGUCUCCAAAACAGUGGAGGAGGUACAGAAAAUCAUCCAGCAACUGACCACAGAAAUCAGCUAUAAGGCCACACGAUUCCAAGCUAUCUCCAACUCUGGCAUUCACAAUGAGAAUAUUAAGGUCUUAGCACCAAGCCAAUUCCUCAUCACUGUCCCUCUACGUGGCCUGACUGGGUACAGGGAAAGCCAGGUCCGACACUGGCGUUAUUACACUGUGCAUGGAGCCAAGCUACUCUCCUCUGUGCGGGACCCUGAGGAGCUGCAUCAAUGGCUUGAGGUGGAACAGUUCUCAAAAAGCCUUCAGCAGUGGCACGAAACGGAUGUGAACAUUGAAGGUGAUCUGGUUCCAGCCAAAGUCCUUAUCGUCUUCCGAGAGCUGGUGGAAAAGUCAAUUGUUUCCUGUAACCUCUCCAAUAAAGUGACGGUGCUGGAGAGCUUCAGCUCAGUGGUUCGAGUGGCUGUGGAAACAUCAGAAUUCCAGGUUGAGGUAGAGCUGGCUCCUACAGUGGAGAUUCCAACUUGCUGGCCUGAGAAAGCCCGGUGGCCUCGUUGCCUCAAGCGUUGGCCAUCACAGGAAAAAGUGCAGUGCAUCAAGUCGCUUGGUUUUGACCUCUUGGCCCGCUCCAAUUAUCACUGGCAGCUGUGCUUCUCCCGUGCUGAGCAUAUACUCAUGGAAGGCCUCGAUGAAGAUGGUGGUUGUCGCAUGAAAUGCUUUAGAGUCAUGAGGCAGAUGAAGGAGGACGUCUGGUGUGUUGGAAAUAAGCCCGUCAUCACAGCUUAUCAUCUUCAGACAGUGCUAUUCUGGACGUGUGAAAAAUACCCACGCACCAAGGAUUGGCGCUGCUUUCAUGAAGCCUUCCUGAGGCUGGUGCAGAAGCUGCACAAGUGUGUGAGCCAGCACUUCCUCAAGCAUUACUUUGUCAAGAACACCAAUCUGCUCAAAUAUGCCAACACCAGUGACCUGGACGUGGUGGCCAGCAAGCUCGCUGUCUUCCUAGAGAACCCUGUCUUCUGCCUGGACUAAGGCCGAAGAAAGCUUCCUCACCU
Molecule: messenger RNA, 4480 nt
Organism: Meleagris gallopavo (turkey)
Lineage: Eukaryota; Metazoa; Chordata; Aves; Galliformes; Phasianidae
Gene: MAB21L3
Product: mab-21 like 3
Source: RefSeq, a predicted model, not a curated record